GCAGGUGGACACCAACACAAAAAACGUCUUUGGGCAGCCACGGUUGAGAGCAUCCCUCCGAGACCUGCGGUCCCCACGGAAGAACUACAAGUCCACCAUCGAGGACGACCUGAAGAAACUCAUCAUCAUGGACAACCUGGGGCCAGAGCAGGAGAGAGACACAGGAUCACCACAGAAGAGCCUGCAGCGGACACUAUCAGAUGAGAGCCUGUGCAGCGGGCGUCGGGAGCCCAGCUUUGCCAGCCCCACUGGUCUGGAGCCGGGCCUGCCCAGUGAUGUGCUCUUCAGCAGCACCUGCACCUUCCCCUCCAGCACGCUGCCCGCCCGCCGCCAGCACCAGCACCCCCACCCACCUGGCGGCGGCCCCAGCACUGGCCCUGCCACCAGCAACAGCUUCCCAGAGAAGAAAUCCACCAUCUCUGCCUCGGAGCUCUCGCUGGCUGAUGGGCGGGACCGGCCGCUGCGGCGCCUCGAUCCCGGGAUGAUGCCGCUGCCCGACACGGCGGCUGGCCUCGAGUGGUCCAGCCUGGUAAAUGCAGCCAAGGCAUACGAAGGUGGCUGGUGUGAGAGCUCCCAGGAGUUCUCCCUAGGGGCUGACCUUGUCCCCUAUCUUUCCAGCGAGGAGCCACCCCUGGAUCUGACAGGCAAAGUGUACCAGCUAGAGGUGAUGCUGAAACAGCUGCACACGGACCUCCAGAAGGAAAAGCAGGACAAGGUGGUGCUGCAAUCAGAGGUGGCCAGCCUGCGGCAGAACAACCAGCGGCUGCAGGAGGAGUCGCAGGCCGCCAGCGAGCAGCUGCGCAAGUUUGCUGAGAUCUUCUGCAGGGAGAAGAAGGAACUCUGAGCGGGGAGGUCACCGCACCCGCCAUCCCUCAGCCCCAGCCCCUCGCUCCUUCCUUGCAGGCAGGCUGUGGGCUGCUGCUCUCCUCUGUCCCUCUGCUCGGCUCUUGGUUGCAGGUGUGACCAAGAUAAUUGAGCCAGUGCCCUGGCACCAACUGCCCCGCAGCCUUCCCCAUGGACUCAGAAGCCCAGGGAUGGGAGUGGGACCUGAGGGAGCCCUCACCAGAGCUGAGCCAGAGUCUGUUCACGGUCCUCAAGCCCCAGAGGGCAACAUGGUCUCAGGCCUCCCUCCAAGCCACCCAUCUGUGGUGUCUGUGAGCUGAGCCAUGCCCACACUGCCCCUGGGGUCCCCUGCUAUCCCCAUCUGGCCAUCAGAAGCUGUAGGAAGGGGGAGAAGGAGUCAGUCUUUAAACCUCACAGCUCCAGGAGUUCACAAACCAGGUUUCUUCACCACAUACAACAACGUGGCUUUCAGGGCCAAUCCCCCUGCGUGAAAAAUACAGUGUGAAACCAGCCCUUUCUUCCCCCACACCCCGGGGAGGUGAGGGCUCCCGGGUCCCCAGCGUGCUAGCUCCGAAAAAUACCAACAUCAUCCCCUCUCAUCCCCCUCCUUCCACAAAGCAGUCAGGAGCACUUUCUUAAGAGUUUAAAUUAUUUUCUUAGGGGCCCCAGGAUAGAUAGAGUAAAUCCCAGCAUCCAGAGUCAACUUCUUUGAGAGAGAAACUCUAUUUCUACAAUCAGGACAGUUUAUACAAUCUUUUUCUAUCAGUUCCUCUCUCAUCAGAGGCCACAGCGCCUGGGCCUGGGGCCCACAGGCCCUUCCACCUUAGAGCUCCUGACCUGGCCGGGCCCCAGGGCCCCAGCGGUGGAGCUGCCACAGCAGCCCCUCCCCGCCCACCUUCCCCAGCACGACCUAGCCCUGACCAGCAGCUCCAGAGCCCUCAGGACAGGGCUGGAGAAAAACAGCCUUCAUCUCCUCAUCUGGUUUUCUUUUCCUUUGCAAGUCUCCCAGCCCAUCUUGCAGGCCCCCAGCGGUGGCGACACCCUCACUGUGCUCCCUGGGGAGCACAUCGCCGUGCAAACCCCAAGAGACACUGGUUCUCUAAAGGCAAUAAGGGGCAGCUCGCCAGGCAGUCAAGCUGGUGUGGUACUAUGCUGUUCACCCAGGAAACAGUUUCUUUUUUUCCUUCUUUAAAAACAAAAUAUAUAUAUAUAUAUAUUUAUUUUUUCAUGUAGAGUUGCGCCAGAACAAGUCUGUAUGGCCACAGUCUGUGGAUUCCCCCAUCCUCAAGCUGAGGAUUGAGACGUGUCCCAUGGGCCGGGGUCGGUCAGGGUGGGCAGGCAGGCAGCUUCCCUUUUUAGGAGGCACCAGGCAGGGAGGAGUUAGCGUUGUGGGCCUGGCUCAGAGCGAUGCACUCAGCGCUCAGAGCCAGAGCCAGGCAACCCAGCCCUCGUCCAGCGAUCCCGCUGCCUCUCUUUGGGGCCAGGCACCCCAGGGAAGGGGGCUCUGGGGACUGUAUAAGGCGCAGGCAGUCAGGGAGGUGCCAGGCUGGGUGGGUGGGGGUGAGAGAAGAGAGUGCUCAUGGUGUCUCCCUGCGAUGGGCCUCUGCCCACCCACCCCCAGCAGCUCCACAGCCCUGAGAAGAAAACCUCAGCCCCGCCACCUCCUCUCCCUGCACUGGGGGUGUGAGGCGGGCACCGCCGAGGCCGAGCCUGCUCAGCAGCCGUCCUCAGCCCUGGCCAGCUACUGUGACGUCUCUCCUUCCCUGAUUCCCUUUUCUGGGGGGUUCUCCUGUCCCCCACCCCACUCCUGCCCUCAGACCCUAACCUGGAACCUUUUUUUUUUUAGUUGUCUCCUCAUAUCUUCAGAUCAUUCGAAUCAUUUCGGGGACCUAAUCAUGUACAUUGACAAGUGUAAAUUAUGACUUUUGGUUUUGUUUUCUGUUAUUUUUAAAGGAUUUCUGCAAAACAAAUUUGUUUAAUUUAAGUAAGGUUGGUAUUCUGUCUGAUGGCUGAAGAUAGCAGCAGAGGUUUUCUUUUUCAUAUGUUGAUUUGUUUCAUUUGGAUUUUUAUUAUUAUUCUUUGUCUUUUUUUUUUUUUUUCCAUCCCUGUCUUGAGAUUUUCUGGCAUGUUUCCGGAGGUUUCAAAGGAAAUAAAUGUUUCAUAGAAA
This is a messenger RNA of Galeopterus variegatus (Sunda flying lemur), 3010 nucleotides long. It is a transcript of the gene SIPA1L3, whose product is annotated as signal-induced proliferation-associated 1 like 3. The transcript has 6 exons. The record is from RefSeq and is a predicted model, not a curated record. NCBI's taxonomy places the organism in Eukaryota, Metazoa, Chordata, Mammalia, Dermoptera, Cynocephalidae. The annotation marks the transcript as partial.